AUGGCGGCGGGUCAUCCUCGUUCAUCCUGUUCAUCACAACGGCUGCCGAAGCUCGCAUUUCUGCUACUCGUCAUGCUAGCUUUUUCCGGAAUAGCAGAGGUGAGACACAAGCCAUAAGCUACCCGUCUUCACGAUCAUCCCUGAUUCACCAUUUUUCUUUGACAUGAUCUUCUCCGAAUCUUCCAGGCCCGUGGAAGAGGACGUUUCAGGCCAUCAGGUACCUCCUGAUUGAAGUAGAAGAAGGAAAACUAGUUCACGUUAUUAAGCACUUUGUAAAUUUGAGUUAGACGACAUAAUGUAUUUAAUUUAGACGUUGUAAUUAAAGUCGGUAGUAUUAUUUUCUCCCCUUCGGUGCAGACUGCCGGCCAAGGUGUACGUAUAGGUGCUCAGCAACGUCUCACAAGAAGCCUUGCAUGUUCUUCUGCCUCAAAUGCUGCGCGACGUGCCUCUGCGUGCCGCCCGGCAUCUACGGUAAUAAGCAGGUCUGCCCCUGCUACAACAGCUGGAAGACCAAGGAAGGCAGACCCAAGUGCCCUUAG
Spirodela intermedia is the source of this 539-nucleotide messenger RNA. The record is from the annotation of a GenBank genome assembly. NCBI's taxonomy places the organism in Eukaryota, Viridiplantae, Streptophyta, Magnoliopsida, Alismatales, Araceae.